This is a messenger RNA of Prunus armeniaca (apricot), 1467 nucleotides long. The record is from the annotation of a GenBank genome assembly. NCBI's taxonomy places the organism in Eukaryota, Viridiplantae, Streptophyta, Magnoliopsida, Rosales, Rosaceae.
AUGAUGAAGUCUCGUGUGGUGUCCUCCCUCAUUGUGGACAGAAUUCGUGCAAAACCAGAGCUGAAGCCAGUUGAGAUUAUACACGAGUUCAAAGAUUAUUAUGGUAUAGACAUUUCAUACUACCAUGCAUGGUUUGGCAAAGAGUUAGCUAAAUUGAACGUUCACGGUGAUGAGUCGAAGUCCUUCAACGAGUUAGUGUGGUAUGCGGACGCUGUAAAGGAAACUAACCCUGGUUCUCUCUGCACUCUUGAAUGUGAAGCUGGAAUUAAUCGCUUUAGACGGUUUUUUGUGUCGUUUGGCGGUUGCAUUGCUGGAUUUCAAUAUUGCAUACCCUUGUUGUUCGUUGAUGCUACGUUUUUGAAGAGCAAGUACAAGGGGCAGCUUCUCUGUGCUUCCGGAAAGAAUGGAAAUCAAGGGUUUUAUCCUCUAGCUUUUGGAGUUGUUGAUUCUGAGACGGAGGAGAAUUGGACUUGGUUUCUUCAACAUUUGGCUUCUAUUUUGCUACCAAUGGGGAGAGUGGUGACCUUUUUCUCGGAUCGCAAUCAGGGUUUGUUAAAUGCAAUGGGGUUUGUGUUUCCUGGAUGGCCUCAUUCUUACUGUUACUAUCACCUCAAACAGAAUUUGAUAUCGAAGUACCCGAAGUCAGGUUAUGGGAAAUUGCUCCAAGACCGUGUUAUCAAUUUAUUUAGUAGGUGCACAUAUGCUGUUACAGAGGAAGAGUUUACGGUAGCAAUGGAGGAGUUGGUGAUUGUUGGGAGUUCGAAAGUGAAGACAUUUAUAUCUAAUUUGUCUAGAGAUCACUAUGCGAACGCAUAUUUCAAAGGAAUGCGGUAUGGGGAGAUGGCAAAUAGUUUAGCGGAGUCAUUUAAUAAUUGGGUUGGUGUGUUUCGAGAUUUGCCGGUGCUACCUUUGAUAGAAGGGAUUCGACAGAAAUUGAUGGUAUUGAAUUCUCAACGACGAAUUGAAGCGGAGAAGUGGACAACAAUUUUGUGUCCGGAGAUGGAAACUAGACUGUGGGAAAAUGCGGAGGCAGGUAGGACUUGGUUAGUUCGUCGUUCUAGUUUCACUGUUUUUGAAGUAUUUGCUGAUUAUUCUGUGAUGGUUGAUCUUGAGCAAAGGACUUGUUCUUGCCGUCUUUGGCAAAUUGACGGUUUUCCUUGCACGCAUGCAGUAGCUGCAAUUCUAGCAAAGAAAGAUUCAAUUUAUGAUUACGUGGAGUGUUACUAUAGGACUGACUUCUUUCGAAAAGCCUAUGAGAGUCCUAUUUUUCCUAUUCCAGAUAUUGGGAAAGGCUUGGGCAACAAUAGUUUUGCAGCUGGAGUUGUGCUUCCGCCAAUUACAAAGAGGCCAGCCGGAAGACCACCAACAAAGAGGAUCAAAGCUUUUGGUAAAUUUAAAAGGCCAUUGAAAUGCAAUCCGUGUAGUGUUACUGGGCAUAAUAGGAAGACUUGCAAGGCUGUGAUAUGA